This is a messenger RNA of Nasonia vitripennis (jewel wasp), 3030 nucleotides long. Its product is annotated as transferrin-like. Gene Ontology annotation, cellular component: recycling endosome; early endosome; plasma membrane. Lineage: Eukaryota; Metazoa; Arthropoda; Insecta; Hymenoptera; Pteromalidae. The coding region runs from base 200 to 2392 and encodes 730 amino acids. The transcript is spliced from 10 exons. Gene Ontology annotation, biological process: iron ion transport. The record is from RefSeq and is a predicted model, not a curated record.
AUCGCUUACAUUCAUAUAGGGGGAGAGCGAUUACAAUCGUGUCUGUGUUAUCAUCGGGCCGGCCCGCUAUCAGUCGACGAGGUGAGGCAGCUGGCGACAAGCCGAAUGCGCGAGAGAGCCGGUCCGGUCGUCGUCGCGAGAAGUUCUAUUUUUCUCACUGCGGAGAACAUCGUACAAGCGUCCUGAGCGCGCUGACAAGAUGGGCUGCUGGGCUUACUUCGCGCUCGGCGCGAUCCUCGUGCUCGCGGUGAACGCCGAGGAGAAACUGAGAUUGUGCGCACCAUCGUUCAUAACUCCCGAUUCGUGUAACGCCCUAGAGCGCGGAGACAGUCCGAUCAGGUGCCAACGAGUGAUCGACACAGCAGAAUGUGCUAUCCAACUCGCCGAGGGAAAGGCCGACUUUGGCGUUUUCACGGCGGACGAAGUCCUUCUCACCCACCACUUUUAUCCGACCGGAGUUCAAGUCGUUGCCGAACUGAAAAACAAAGACAAUAUGAAAGCAUAUGAGACCCUCGAGUUCCAGACCGUAGUGGUGGUACCAAAAAGUUUCACACCGACAGAAGGUGGCUUCAGUUCCCUCAUUGGAUCAGGCUUGUGCCACCCUGGAUUCAGUCAAUCGCAGAGGUGGAACGAUCGUAUUCUGAAGUACUUUGAGCAAAACGUCAUGAACAACGUUUGCCGAGCCGAGAUGACCGUAGCUGAAAACGAAAUCGCCAAUUUGAAAGAUUUCUUCAAGAAGGGUUGUCGCCCCGGCCCAUGGGUAUCCGAUAAAACAUUCAACGAGCAACUCAAGAAAAAGUAUCCGGAACUGUGCGAGUUGUGCGAUGACAAAGUUGCGUGUACGUAUUCGAAUCGCCAUCACCACGGACACGAUGGCGCCUUGGAAUGCUUGACAUCGGGUCGAGGACGAGUAGCUUAUGCUGCUCUGCACUAUGUGAAGGAAUACUUUGCGCCGAAUCAGUCAAACAGAAAGAUGUCGGACUAUCGCUACCUCUGUCAAAACGGAUCCACCGUGUCCCUCGAGACCACCCAUCCCUGCACGUGGUACAAACAACCUUGGAGCGUUAUUCUCGCACGAGAACAAGACGGUACAGCGACCAAAGUUUACCAGAGACUGGAGCAGGCGUCCCAUAUUUCUUACGGAUCUCUGACGUGGGAGCAAACUUUGAACGCGAUUUUGUUCAGAUCGGAAACUCCCAUCACCUACAACAACUACACGUCGCCGGCGCACUAUUUGUCCAGAGCCAUGGAGACGGUCGAGCUGCCGACACCCAAGUGCGACAGAAAGCUUCGAUUCUGCACAAUCGGCGACAUGGAAACGAAUAAGUGUAACUGGACGUCGGCCGCUACGCGCAUCCUCGGCAUAGCUCCGGAGGUGAACUGCGUCAAAAGUGACAAUGUCUUCCAGUGCUUCGAAAAGCUUUCGAACAAGGAAGCCGACAUCAUCAGCAUCGACUCGAACUACGGACACUUGGCGCGAAAGGCAUACGGAUUGGGACCUGUUCUCUUCUCCGAGACACUGAAAGACAGCAACAGCAUCGUGAUAGGGGUGAUCCGAGAGUCGUCACUGUCUCGGCGUAUCAAGAGUCUGUCGGAGAUCAAGGACAGUAACGUUUGCUUCCCCGAGUACGGCGGCAUAGCUUGGUUGAGCUUCCUCAAAGUGGCGCGCACGCAUCGAAUUUUGCCCGAUUCUUGCAAGUACCCGCAGAUCGUGGCGAACCUAGUGCGAGCCGCCUGCACUCCAGGAUUUAGUGAGGCCAAUCAUUUCCUGGGCAGAAAGAGGCCACAGGAAAAGCUGGACAAAUUGUGCGAAUUGUGUCCCACUCAAAGUAACGGAGAACGAUGCGAAGCCAAUUCGGACAACGCCUAUUACGGAGACAAAGGAGCCAUUGAUUGCUUGAAAGCCGGAGUUGGUGAUAUUGCUUUCAUAGAAGUUGGAAAUAUCAAGGAUUUCAUCCGCAACGGGUCCAUCAUCGAGAACGAUUACCGCGUACUAUGCAAGAACGGAACUCUGGCUCAAAAUACAGGAUUCUAUGUUGAUGAGGCUUGCGCAUUUUCAUACACCAUCGACAGCGAGGUGGUCUCAAGGCGCGAUCUCAAAGAUAAGGAUCGUCUUGACAUGACGGACGCGCUGCUGAAGAUCGACGACUGGUUGGGUUACCGAGCAGGUCCCGAGCACCGCAUCAUUCGCGUUUACGAAUCUUUUAACGGCACCGAAGAUCUUUUGUUCAAACAGUCGAGCGGAGGUCUCGUGCCAACAGACUCGGCUGUCAAGCCUGUAGAAGAAUACAGAGAGCUUUUCAAACACGUUGACGAGUGCAGCAGUGCCGCGUCGUUUAUCGCUACGAUAACGCUUGUGCUGCUCAGUUUUCUGAUGGCCAAAUUCUUCUAGAAAUUUUAAAUUGUUCAGUCCACUGCGUGACACAGUUGACGAGAAGUGAUGUAUUUUAGAAUGAGCAAAAUUUUACUGUUCCUUUUAUUAAAAUUUGUUGAAUUUUAUCGAUACUUGAUUUGCUUCAACAUGCAGUGGGUUAAAUUCUUUGGUUUUUCUAUAAUUAUAAUAACUUGUUUGUCGAACAAGUGUUGGCAGUUUAAUUCUUAUUCGCUAAAAAAUAUCCUAUACUAGUGUACAAACUUAAUUCUUAGGUCAUUUAUUUUAUAUGCUUAAUAAUUAAUCAAUAGCAUUCGAUAAUUUUAUACAUAUAAUGUAUAACGUUAUGAAAUUUAUGUUUUGGCAUUAUCAGCGAUGCUUAAUUUAGAUAUCUUAUCAAUGCCUGACGAUAGUUGUUCAUUUCGCUGAUUAUGAUUCACUUAUAAUUCUUUGAAAUUACCAAAUCGAAUGUGUAAUUGUGUGUCUUUAUGUCUCAUAUGGAUGGUUUAAUUAUGAGUUUCCGGCAUAAUACUUAUUACAAAAUUACGUCAGUGCAAAUCUAAUUAUAGCUUUUGUUGAUUAUUCAUUUUCUGUACACCUUUUUAUAAGCAUACCUCUUUGUAAAUAAAAUACAAUAAAAAAAUGUUUUGAUUUCUUCA